UCUACAGUGGUACUAUAUAAGGAUACAUAUGAUAGAGGAAAUGCACUCAAAAAUCAAACAACAUUUUAAAAAAAAAAAAUCAAAAAGUUUAGAUGGCAAAGGUGAGAAGUGGUAGUAAUGGUAAGAAAAACAACGGUAUUUUGAAGCUUAAGCUAGUUCUGGAGAGAUUGCAAAAGGGUCUUUUCUUAGCCAAGAAAAGGAGAGAGUCGUUUUCUGGCCAAGAAAUGGUACCAAAAGACGUGAAAGAAGGACACUUUGCUGUGAUAGCAUCCGAUGAUUAUGUUGAAAGGAGAUUUAUUGUUCCUAUCACUUAUCUCAGACACCCUGAAUUUUUAAGACUCUUGGAGAGGGCUGCAGAAGAGUAUGGAUUCGACCAUGAAGGUGCAUUGAUGAUACCUUGUAGACCAAGUGAGCUAGAGUGGAUAUUAGAGAAGCAAAGAAGGUCUGAAGAUGGUGAAAAUUGGCAUUCAUAUAAAACCAUGGUGGAAAGCUGUUGAAAUUUUGAACAUAUAUAGUGUAUUUAUAAAACGUAAUCUCUACUCUUUUUUUUUUUUUUUCAAAUGUUUGUUAUCGGAAUGCCUAUAUGCAAAUCCUUGGCAAGUGAAAUUAAAAGGUUUUAUUGUGAACCGCCCUUUAGUUCUUUUGAUAAAAAUAUGUGUAACAUAUUUUAUAUACAUAAUAUUAUAGGAAAUUAUUGGCUAAAAUAUUAAAAAAAAAAAUCUAAACAAUUA
This is a messenger RNA of Lactuca sativa (garden lettuce), 731 nucleotides long. RefSeq names its product auxin-responsive protein SAUR50. Gene Ontology annotation, biological process: response to auxin. The record is from RefSeq and is a predicted model, not a curated record. NCBI's taxonomy places the organism in Eukaryota, Viridiplantae, Streptophyta, Magnoliopsida, Asterales, Asteraceae.